AUGGGCACGGUGCUGUCCCUGUCCCCAGCCUCCUCGGCCAAGGGCCGGAGGCACGGCGGGCUGCCGGAGGAGAAGAAGAAAGCGCCGCCCGCGGGCGACGAGGCGCUGGGGGGCUACGGCGCGCCGCCCGCCGGCAAGAGCGGUAAAGGCGAGAGCCGGCUCAAACGUCCGUCUGUGCUCAUCUCCGCGCUCACCUGGAAGCGCCUGGUGGCCGCGUCCGCCAAGAAGAAGAAAGGCAGCAAGAAGGUGACGCCCAAGCCGGCGUCCACCGGCCCCGACCCCCUGGUCCAGCAGCGCAACCGCGAGAACCUCCUCCGCAAGGGCCGGGACCCCUCCGACGGCGGCGCCGCCAAGCCACUGGCGGUGCCCGUGCCCACCGUGCCGGCAGCCGCCGCCGCUGUCUGCGAGCCGUCGUCAGCGGGCAGCGCGGCCGCCGCGCCGCCGGGCUCCGGCGAGGGAAAGCCACCACCCCCGCCGCCGCCCCCUGCCCCGCAGGCCGCGCCUCCGGUGCCAGGUGGCUCGCCGCGGCGGGUCAUCGUCCAGGCGUCCACCGGCGAGCUGCUGCGCUGUCUGGGCGACUUCGUGUGCCGGCGCUGCUACCGCCUCAAGGAGCUGAGCCCGGGCGAGCUGGUGGGCUGGUUCCGCGGCGUGGACCGCUCGCUGCUACUGCAAGGCUGGCAAGACCAGGCCUUCAUUACACCCGCCAACCUGGUGUUCGUGUACCUGCUGUGCCGCGAGUCGCUGCGCGGGGACGAGCUGGCGUCGGCCGCCGAGCUGCAGGCAGCCUUCCUCACCUGCCUCUACCUCGCCUACUCCUACAUGGGCAACGAGAUCUCCUACCCGCUGAAGCCCUUCCUUGUGGAGCCCGACAAGGAGCGUUUCUGGCAGCGCUGCCUGCGCCUCAUCCAGCGGCUCAGCCCACAGAUGCUGCGGCUCAAUGCCGACCCCCAUUUCUUCACGCAGGUCUUCCAAGACCUCAAGAACGAGGGCGAGGCCGCCGCCGGCGGCGCCGGAGGUCUCCCGAGCGGGGCCGCCCCCGCCGCCGCCUCGGCCGCCAGGGACAGCUGCGCGGCGGGAGCUAAGCACUGGACUAUGAACCUGGACCGCUAG
Molecule: messenger RNA, 1110 nt
Organism: Loxodonta africana (African savanna elephant)
Lineage: Eukaryota; Metazoa; Chordata; Mammalia; Proboscidea; Elephantidae
Gene: CDK5R2
Product: cyclin dependent kinase 5 regulatory subunit 2
Exons: 1
Coding region: 1-1110 (369 amino acids)
Biological process (GO): brain development; axon guidance
Cellular component (GO): protein kinase 5 complex; growth cone; cytoplasm
Molecular function (GO): cyclin-dependent protein serine/threonine kinase activator activity; protein kinase binding
Source: RefSeq, a predicted model, not a curated record